AUGGAAUAUCAUCAACCAGUGAACUGUCUUCAACCAGGCUACGUCGCGUUUAUCGAGAAUCUCCUGCCUCCUUGCCCUUGCGGUUGCGGCUUGCAUGAGUCGUGCCCGGCGGCCAGAACAGAUUCCGCUCCCCCUUCCGCCGUAGUCGCGCGCGCAUCCUCUGCGCUGCCCUCUAAGCCGCUCAUGAGGCAACUUUCGCGGCAGGCUGGGGAGGCGGAACCCGCGCCGAUCCCCUCCCAUCGCCCGUCCGCACCGCUCUUGGCUGCGAUACCGCGAACAGCUAGCUUCGAUACUGGGUCCGCCAUGGCGGCGGCCGGCCGCAGCGCGCCGAGCGGUCGCGCCGCUUCUGGCGCGGGCGGCGCAGCGCGACGAGUGGAUCUAAUGGCGCUGUUGGAAUCGUGGGAGAAGGAGCUCGGAACGUCGUCGGAUGAGGAGUCCGUCGAGGGGGACAGGGUUCCUCGGUACGGCGCGGGGAGGCCGCGCGAAGAAGGACAUUCGGCGAAUAGGAUUACCAGAUUCUCCUCGUUCAACGGUUCUUCCUACAACACGAGGAAAUUUGCGGAAGGAUCGGCGGAGGGCGCCCCGGAGGGCUCGGCGGAGCGGAAAGAGGGUAUCAUGGCGCAAGGGACCGUGGCGGGAGCGGCAGCGGGGGCGGCAGCGGGGGCGGUGGCGACGGGGGCGACGACGACGUGGAAUCAUAGCAGGGUAGGGAGAAUCACCAAAUGGCGGAAUGCUGCAGAUGCCGCUCCGGGGAAUCCGGCGGACGGCGGACUGUCGGGAUCCUUCCGCGCGCGCGAGUUUCGGCGGCAGGCGUCAUUUGUAGAGCCCUCGCGCGCCGCCGCGAAGGCGCAGCCGUUCGGCGCGCCUAGUAACGGGUCACCGGAGCAUGCCUUUGUCGCGUACAUGGCUCAGCAGCGAUCCAGCCUGGAAAACCUCGAAGACGCCGCGUCGUUUUUCUGCGGCGCCGCGCACCAGGCGCGCUCCGACGAUGACACAGCGGUAGCGAAUAUCGAGCUUGCUUUUCCAUCUGCGGAUAAAAUCUCCUCCGGUGGGAUCGCAGGCCGAAAUGCCAUCCAGACUUUUUCUGACAAGACGGGAGCGUUAGGAAGUUUCGCGGAUGCAGCUCUGCCCGUAGAUCCGCCGGAGGAGGUAAGCCGCGCGUUGGCGGUGCUGUCGCAAUGGCGCGCUAAGGCGCAGAGCGGACGCGGCGAGAACGUGAGACAGCAAGUCGGAGGCAAUGUCAAAUCUCCUCCGUCCGCCGGUCCAUCGGAUAAGGUUGCUUCCGCAGGGUCCGCGGCUUCCGCUGCGUUCUCAUCAGUGUUCCCUCUCUCGUCCGCCGCUUCGCCUCCCGCCAGCCCUUCCGCCCCCCCGCACUCCGCCACCUUCCCCCUUUCCCUCGCGGGGUCCCCCGGCUCCCCCUCUUCCGACUCUUCCCCCACCCGCACUUCAUCCACGUCGUCUUCCGCCGUCCCCAUUGCGGCGCCUGUUACAGAUGCCAAGUCAGCAGCCGCUACCGCGCUCGCCAUCAUGCCAAUCAUGGCCAGGCACGCGCACGCGCGGGGGCUGGUCGGCGGACAAGCUACGCGCAACGCGCGCGCGGUCGGCGCAGAUUGCGGGAGGCCCGCUGCCGUGGAGUCUUGCGCGGACGCGCUGCCUGGCGCGCGCAGGGCGAACGCGGAGGGGGAAAAGGCCGUUGAUUUCGCCAACCAUAGCGGCGGGAUUCAGGCAGUUAGUAGCCGAAGGGGGGGCUGGGGAAGCGCAGGGGAAUGCGACGAGGGGCAGGCGGGAAGAAUCGGGGGACUUGGGGGUGAGGUCGCAGGCGCGGGCGCAGACGCAGGCGCAGGCGCGGGCGCGGGCGCGGGCGCGGGGAAGGUUCCCCCUCGCAGCCACGUACAGGCGCUGCUGGAGGACGCGCGGAGCCGGCGCGAGGCGUAUCUGCGCAUCCGAAGCCGCAGCGGGUCGCUCUCCGUAUCCCCCUUUACUUUCGCCCCUCAUGCGCUCACUCCCGCGCCCGGCCCUCCCCCCGCUACUGCCACGCCCGUUCCAGCCCCAUCCCGCGUGCAAACGUUUUCCCGCCUAGACAUCCCGUUGUCUCCCCACUGCGUCUCGUCCACCUCCUCCUCCCCCUCGCCUUCCCCUUCCGCGUCCCUUCCCCCGCCGCUCGCUUUGUACGCUGGCACAAACUCCCCCCCGCUCUCCCUCGCGCACAUUCAGCUGCUGUCGCAGAAGCGCGGAAGCGGGGGAGAAGGCGGAGCGGCAGGGGAAGCGGGGGGAGCGGGAGAAGUGGGGGGUGAGGAUGUUGGUCUGGCGCAAUCCCAGAACCACAUUUCCGCCGCGGCUUGCGCCGCGGCCGCCUUUACCGGCGCAACAGGCGGAGGGUUGGGCGCUGCAGGCGGAACUUUGGUCGCAACAGGCGGAGAGCUGGGCGCGGAAGGCGGAAAUCUGGGCGCAACAGGCGGAGCGGAGGCGGUGCAGGCGUGGCGGCACGGGGAAGGGCAGGCGCAGAGGCGCAGCGGCAUGCCGCCCCUGUCCCCGCGGUCGUCCGCACCAUUGGGGGUCACGAGCUUUUCCAGCCCGCUGCCGCUCUUGCACCCGCCGUAUGAGGCGUCUAGCAAUGCGCCCCUGUCGCACCCGCCACCCGCUCCUGUCUCGCCUCCACUGCUCUCACCUGGCCCCUCUCCUCCCCAUUCCUCCUUCUCCGGCCCUCUUUCCUCCUCCCCCUUCUCCGGCCCUCUCACCUCCUCCCCAUUCUCCGGACCUCUCUCCUCAUUCUCCGGCCCCCUCUCCUCCUCGCUCCCUUCCGCCUCGCCCCUCACGCGCGGCCUCUCCAAAACCUCUCUCAAGCGCGCCCCCUCCCCCACAGCCGUCCACGAGUCACCCCAGUCAACGCAGAGGGCGCCGUCCCCUCGAGUGGGCUUCGAGUGCGGUCAGCAGGCGCCGUCCCCCCGCGCGCGAGGCAGUGGCGGCACAGCCACAGUCGCAGGCGCAGGCGCAGGCGCAGGCACAGCUGCAGCUGCAGGCACAGAAAGCGUUUCGCCUGGCGUUACAUUGGAUGGCGAUGCUGCUGCUGCUGCCAGCAGCAGCGCUGGCGGUGUUGCCAGCUGUCGCUUUCCGUCGAGCCGUUCCGUGGAUGCAGGCAAGUCAGGUGCUGCUGCUGCUGGGGGGGGCUCGCGCGGGCGCAGGCUGAUGAAGGGCGGCAGCGCGCAGGAGCGCGGGCUGGCGCGCAUAGGCGAGCGAGACGAGCCGUGGGGUGCUGUGCCUUCCUCCGUGUCCGCUUCAGGAGUCGUUUCUGUUUCAGCAUUAGCGGCAGACGCAGCAGCUGCAGGUGCAGCAGGUGCAGGGGUUGCAAGGGGUGCAGCAGGGUUGGGAGGGAUGGCAGAGGCAGCAGCAGGGAGCAGGGAGUAUGUGAAUCGGAAAGUGCAGAUCCCACAUUCCUGGAAAGCCCCUCCGACCAUUAUCGUGCCCUCUCCCUCCUCCUCAUCCCCCUCCAUCUCCUCCCUCUCCUCUAUCCCCUCCCUUUCCUCCUUUCCCUCCUCCUCUUCCAUCCCCUCCUCCUCCUCUAUUCUCUCCUCCUCCUCCUCCUCCUCUUCUCUCGCCUUUGCGUCGCCUGCCCCCACAAGUCAAUCUCCAAUGCUGCCUUCUGCUACUCCUGUUGAGGCUGCUGCGUCUCAAAAUUCAUCCCCAGUGCUGCCCUCACCUGCGGCACCUGAUGAAACACCUGAGGGGACACCUGAAGCGGCACCUGAAACGGCACCUGAAGCUCGCAGUGUCGCUUCUGAGGCGACUCGCAGCAACUCUUCCUUCCUCCGACGACCAGCCACCCCAUACCUAGCUCCACCUGCCGUUACCGAACCAGCCACACUCACCGAGCCUGCACCAGCAUCUGCUACCGAGCCUGCUGCUGAGGCUCGGGGGAGGGUGGGCGGGUUCAGUGAGCCAAUGAAACGAGUGGUCCGGUUCAGCAAGGAAGGUUCGGUCCCUUGCAACGAGCAGCAUUCCCUCUCAGGCUCUUUUCCUGCUGUCGCUCGCUCUCAGGGGGCGGGUCGCCGCUCCCUCUCCCCGCCCUCUGCCCUCUGCUCCUCUGCUGCGGCCAGUGCAGGGCAGGUGAGCGCAGGGCAGGUGAGCGCAGGGCAGGUGAGUGCUUUCGUGAGGGCUCGUGAUGGUGGCCGUGCGAAGCAUGGUGGCAGUCGGCUAAGUGGUGUGCAGCAGAGGAAGGCCGGUGAGACCAAGGGUGGUGGGAGGAGGGGUGGCGGGGUGAAGGCUGGUGAGAGUUCCUGUGGGGAGGAGGAGUUGGUACCUAGUCCGGCUUCUUCCACUUCAUACUCCCCUUCCUCCUCCCCUUCCUCUUCCUCCUCGAGGACGGGGAGGCAGUACUGGUGCCGCACGCUGUGCAAGGCGGCUCUCAGAAGCGCAGCAGCGGUGGAGGCGGUGGGGCGCAAGGUGGCCAUGCUGGAGAUGGUGCGGGGGGCGCCGCAUGUGGUCACCAUGCUGCGAGCAUUUGAGGACACGCAGGCCAUCCACAUGGUAUUGGAGCACUGUCCCGGAGGCAACCUUGCCGAUCGCCUCGCUUCCUGCCGGGCCUUCUCCGAGCCUGACGCCGCAGCUGUGGUUCGGCAGGUGGCGGCAGGUCUGGCGGCGUGCCAUGAGAUGGGGGUGGUGCACCGGGGAGUGAGUGCGGAGGCUGUGCUGCUGAUGGGGCAGGAGGGAUCCCCUGUGGAUGUGCGGUUAUCUGGCUUUCAACAUGCCACCUUCUUUGAACCUGGUCGCCUGCACACGGAGGCAGUGGGAGCACCGGCAUACAGGGCACCGGAGAUGAUCCAGGGGGGGUACGGCCCGCCAGCAGACGUGUGGAGCCUCGGGGUGUUACUGCACCUCCUGCUCUCCUCCCGCCUCCCCUUCCACGCCUCCUCCCCCGCCGCCCUCUCCUCCUCCAUCCUCAACGACCCCGCCUCCCUUCUCUCUGCACCUACCAGUGACUCACAGCCGCAUGGGCAGUCGCUGCUACUGCCCGGAGCUGUGCCGCCCGGUGCACAGCUGCACGGUGCAGGGCUGUCAGGGGAGGGUGUGGUGUCGGCGCCAUCGUCCGCUGCGUCUUCACCUGGUUCUGCGUCCUCUCAGUGCUCUCCCUCUUUCAGUCAGUCCCCGUCUCCUGUCGCCACUUCAGCUGCUGCUGCAGCAGCAGAGGCAGUCACAGGAAGGGUGGAGGGGAAGUAUGGGGAAGGGGAAGGGCAGAGCACAGAUGGGUAUGAGGUAUCAAUGGCAGGGCAAGUGGCUGUGUCAGAGGCAGGAGUGUUGGGUACGGAGUCGGUAUCACCAGCAGUUCCCAAUGCGCCUGGAGAAGGCACCAGUGGGGCAAAUGGGAGUGGGAGUGAUGGGAGUGGUGGUGAUGGAGUCACCGGGGUGGAGGGUGAGGUGCAGGAGGGUGUGUGGUGGGUGCAGCUGUCGCCUCCAGCGGUGGACCUGCUAAGGCGCAUGCUGGAGAAGGACCCUGGGAGGCGCAUAGAUCUGCACCAGGUGCUGCAGCACCCCUGGAUUCAACGAUUGUGA
Molecule: messenger RNA, 5547 nt
Organism: Closterium sp. NIES-65
Lineage: Eukaryota; Viridiplantae; Streptophyta; Zygnematophyceae; Desmidiales; Closteriaceae
Source: the annotation of a GenBank genome assembly